AUGGUGGAAUGCGCAGCUGUGGGAUCUGCUCCGAUUAACUUCGCCGCCAUUCUUGUAACUGUCACCUAUAACCCGCGCAGGUGUGUCCGCACUGCCCUGAGUGAACAAGAAAGAAAGGAUUUCUCAGAGCAACCCCCCCGGUUUCAAACCCAAGAGUCAACUUUCUUGUAUGAGCAUUCGGUACAUGAUCUCCCCAUUCGCCGCGAUUCAUUGUUGUUUUUACACACUAGGCUUCCCUUCUCUGAAAGCUCCGCAGGACCACCUACCACUAGUCUUCAGUUAGAGGGGUUUAUUAAACAAAAAAUAGGACGCUGGCUCCCAAAGAGGGAAGCCCAACGAAUGUCAGAUGCAAAGCCCCACACCUCAUUAAGAUCAUAUUGGCAUACUCUCCCAAAAAAGAAAGAGCAGACCCCAUUAAAGAUGGGAGUGAGGUACAACAAGGUGCACGUUAGCGUCCACCGCCCUUCUCACGGAGCCGUACGUGGACGUUACUGCUCAUACAGCUCCUAGCCAGCAAGAAUUAGCCUUCCUCUACAAGGAAUGGAAGGGUAGCUGAAUCAACAUCAAAUAGAGGUUCGAAGCAAACUCUAA
Messenger RNA from Telopea speciosissima, 591 nucleotides. RefSeq lists its product as uncharacterized. Lineage: Eukaryota; Viridiplantae; Streptophyta; Magnoliopsida; Proteales; Proteaceae. The record is from RefSeq and is a predicted model, not a curated record.